CUUGCAAAAUGAAACCAAGGAAGCAACAUGUCCUGCUGCUGUGGAUUCUACUUUCCUCCACUGUGAUCAAGGAAACUGAGCCCUUCAGCAGUUUCAAAUUCCCUAAUAUCAAAGAGACAUGGAAUUCUAUUUGGGGCGAGAGCUGUAAUUCAUACUGGAUUUCCUUCAACAAGACAGGUCUGAAGGCUGACCUGGGAAACAAACUCUUUGGACAACAUAUUGCUUCAAAUACCAUUUUUAAAUCUGUGAGUGGAUUUAUGAAAGAUAAUAACCCGAAGAAGCCUCUGGUGCUCUCUCUGCACGGACCAACUGGCACAGGGAAGAACUUUGUUAGCCAGCUGAUUGCAGACAAUGUUUACAAGAAGGGAUAUCACAGCAAGUUUGUUCACGUGUUCUCAGCUACACAUCACUUCCCCCAUCGAAGUGAAAUUGUUACCUAUAAAUCUCAGUUACAGGAGUCCAUCAAAAACAGCGUUACAAACUGUGAACGCUCAAUGUUCAUAUUUGAUGAGAUGGACAAAAUUCCUCCUGGUGUGAUUGACAGCAUAAAGCCAUAUUUGGACUAUGGAAAAGUGGAAGGAGUUUUUUUUCAAAGAUCGAUCAUCAUCUUUCUCAGCAAUACAGGAGCAGAUCAAAUUACAAAAACAGCUGUAGAUUUCUGGAAAAAUGGAAAAGAUCGAGAAGAGAUGAUGCUCAAAGAUUUUGAAAGUUUCAUUUCUCCUAUAGUUUUCAACAGUGAUAGUGUACGAUGA
Messenger RNA from Maylandia zebra (zebra mbuna), 752 nucleotides. Lineage: Eukaryota; Metazoa; Chordata; Actinopteri; Cichliformes; Cichlidae. The record is from RefSeq and is a predicted model, not a curated record.